AUGGCUAACAGUGUAGUCUGCAAGAUAGUUGGAAUAGGCCCUAUCAAGAUCCGGACACAUGAUGGUACAUUCUGCACUUUGAAUAACGUCAGGCAUGUUCCACAGAUGACCAAGAAUCUGAUUUUACUUCGUUUGUUAGACAGUAAGGGUCUACUCUCAGGUUCACCUGUUGUUGCUUCGUCUGAAUUAAUUCAGAAGGAGGAUAUGACCAAGCUGUGGCACAUGAGACUUAGACAUAUGAGUGAGAGAGGGAUGCGAAUCCUCUCCAAGGCAUAUCUUCUGGGUGGCCAUAAGGUCACAAACCUUGAGUUUUGUCAGCAUUGUGUUUUUGGGAAACUAAAUCAUAGCAAGUUUCCUAAGGGCAUUCAUAAAACAAAAGGUACUCUGGAUUAUAUCCGCUCUGAUUGUUGGGAUCCUUCACGUGUGAAAUCUUUAGGAGGUCCUUCAUUGAUGAUUUUUCAAGAAUGA
This is a messenger RNA of Beta vulgaris subsp. vulgaris (sugar beet), 468 nucleotides long. RefSeq lists its product as uncharacterized. Lineage: Eukaryota; Viridiplantae; Streptophyta; Magnoliopsida; Caryophyllales; Amaranthaceae. The record is from RefSeq and is a predicted model, not a curated record. The transcript has 2 exons. The coding region runs from base 1 to 468 and encodes 155 amino acids.